This is a messenger RNA of Paramecium sonneborni, 1296 nucleotides long. NCBI's taxonomy places the organism in Eukaryota, Ciliophora, Oligohymenophorea, Peniculida, Parameciidae. The record is from the annotation of a GenBank genome assembly.
AUGUACGAUCAUCCCUAAACAGGUUUAAUGGAAGCUCAUUCAUUCAAUUUAGAUUGUUUAUCUUAAGAUAUACAUCAAAUCAAAUAAACACUAUAAGGUUGGACAUCAAUUUUCAGUCAAUUGAUGGAAAUCACAAUUGAUACCCAUAAGUAGAAUCAAUACAAUGUAAAUAUAUUAUCUAUAUAUAUAUAGGCAUCUUUAUUAUAGUAGAUAAUAUAAACUCAAUAACGUAAACACAAACAUUCUUAACCAAAAGAUCAAAUUAAAUUGUCUCCAAUAAGACCAAAUAAAACAGAACCAGAUGAAAUUAUUAGACCAGAUAACUUUUCUAAAAUAUUUAAUAACCCUAAGAAAGUAAUCAAAUAAUCAUAAAUCCUUUAGAUUUCUAUAAUGCAGCUUUAAGGAACACCAUUUGAUUCAGCAUUUGAAAGCAUCAAUAAAGAACUUGAAGAACCUUAUAGAGAAGAUCAAUAUCUUUCUGUACCUAAAUCUAUGCAGAUGUCAGUUGAUUUAAACAAACAGAAGAAAAAUCAAUAGAUUGAAUUGUAAUAACCUUAAAGUGCAAAAAAUACAUAUGAAAAUAAGCAAUUUGCUUUUAAUACUAAAGUUAUUCGAUCUUAAGAUAUCAAAGCCAAUAAAGAGAAUCAUUAACAUCAUUUUUCUAUGAAUAGACCAGAUUCUAAACGUACUCUUGAUUAACCAUAAUUAUCAACGGUUGUUGAAGAAAAUUAAUCCCCUUGUAUGAGUCCAUAUGAAAAUAAUUUUAGAUGUAUUUCUUCCUUCUAUUAUAGAUUCCAUUGCUUAAUCUCAUAGAUAAUAUGAAUAAUGUAGUACGGCUAAAACAUCUUAAAAUAGUUAGAGACCAUUAAAUUAUUUUCAAUAAUAAUAAUAAUAACAAUUAUCAGAAAAUAAUAGAUCCUCUUCUAAAUCUUGCUAUGGAAAUCAAUAAGUUUAAGUUCUUUCCAAUAAUAAUAAUAUAAUAAACUAAUAAUAACAGAUUCCCUAAUAAUCAAAUUCCUAAAAUCCAUUUUUAAAUAACCUAAAUAAUGUUAGCACUAAAAAUAUUAAAUAAGUACCUACUUCUAACAAUAAUAUUCCAUUUAAAUAGUAAUUUGAAAUUAUGAAUCAAGUAAAUUAAUAUUAAUAAUUUAGAUUUCAAAUUAAAGAGCUAAAAGUUACAGUGAGUAAAAUUGUAAAAAGUAAUUGAGUAAACGUUGUUUAGAUAUUGAUGUGCUUGAUAAAUAGUAUGAGACUAGUUAAGAGUUAAUUUGGAAAGCCUAAAGGACAAAAAAAUGA